AAAAGUUUCCUUACUUUUUCUACAUCCUUAACCGUAACUCAUCGCCUCUUGUCGUCGGCCCUCGCCGCCUGCUGCCGAUUGCCGGCGUCGACUCAUUUCUCUCGUCCCCAUCGUCGCCCGUCGCUCUGCCAGCGAAUGUUAUAAUAAGGUUAUUAGGGAAAAUCUCAAAAGAGAAAAAAAAAAUCCUCUACACUGGGACCCAAAGCAGCUAUCUCCCUCCCACGACAAAUCACCGCUCAUCCACUCCAUGGCCACGCUUGUGAUGCCCGUCGCUUCUCCAUCCUCCUCCUUCGACGCAUCCUUUCCUUCCCUUCCUUGCAAUCGCAUGACCUCAACCACAACUUCUCCAUGUCGUCUUCCUUCCGCAUCCAUUUCCCCCCUCCUUUCCGACCUCUCUUCUCCCUCAACUCCUUCUCUUCCUCUUCCUCUAUCGCCAUUAGCCAUCGGAGCAGCGGAGGCGACUUCAACCGCCUAAUCCAGUCGCUAUGCGCCAAGGGGAACCUCGCCCAAGCCAUGGAGCUCCUCCCCCACGAGCCCCGCCCCGCCCAGCGCACCUACGAAUCCCUCAUCCUCGCCUGCGCCCACCACAACGCCGCGUGCCACGCCGCCGUUGUCCACCGCCACCUCCUCCAGCACGGCUUCGACCAGGACUCCUUCCUCGCCACCAAGCUCAUCGACAUGUAUGGCCAACUCGACCUUCUAUACGCCGCUCGCCAGGUGUUCGAUGAAACGCCCGACAAGACCAUCUUCGUCUGGAACGCUCUCCUCAAGGCCCUCGCUCUUGCCGAUGAGGGAGAGGACGCCCUCGCCCUGUUCAGCGACAUGACCCGUCUAGGCGUGCCGGUGGACAGCUUCACCUUCUCCCACUCGCUCAAGGCUUGUAUCGCCGCCUCGUCCAGCUCCGAGCUCGCCCCCAUAAGACUAAGUCAAGUGCACGCCCGCGCCAUCAGACUCGGCUUCGAGUCCCAUGUUCAUGUCGCCACGACUCUCAUCGAUUGCUAUGCCAAACUUGGGUCUGUUGUGCACUCCGAGCGGGUGUUUGAUGAAAUGCCAGAUAGAAAUGUGGUCUCCUGGAGUGCUAUGAUCGCUUGCUAUGCGAAGAAUGAACGACCGUUUGAUGCACUGAACCUCUUCAAUCACAUGAUGUCAACCGACCCUGAAGCCGUUCCGAAUGCUGUUACCAUGGUCAGUGUUCUUCAAGCUUGUGGUGGUGUAUCUGCAUUGGUUCAAGGAAAGGUUUUGCAUGCUUAUAUACUUAGAAAUUCACUUGACCCAACUCUAUCCGUAGUCAAUGCUCUAAUUGUGAUGUAUGCAAAAUGCGGAAGUUUGGAGAGGAGCAGAAGAAUCUUCCACAAGAUGACGAAUCGGAAAGAUGUGGUGACAUGGAAUUCCAUGAUUUCAGCUUAUGGCAUUCAUGGAUUCGGUGAGAAAGCUAUUCAAGUGUUUCAUAAGAUGAUCAAUGCUGGAGUAAGGCCGAGCAUUAUUACAUUUGUGACAGUGUUGGGUGCUUGCAGCCAUGCAAGACUCAUCGACGAGGGUAAGAGACUGUUUGAGUCAAUGUCCCGUGAACAUGGCAUGUCACCCCGCUCCGAACACUUUGCUUGCAUUGUUGAUCUACUCGGCCGUGCAGGCCAACUUGAUGAAGCUGUGAAGAUCAUAGAAGGAAUGCGGAUUGAGCCAGGCCCUACUGUCUGGGGCUCUCUCCUGGGAGCAUGCCGGAUUCACUGUAAUGUUGAGCUUGCAGAGAGAGCAUGUGCUCGUCUCUUCAAACUCGAGCCAUUGAACGCAGGGAAUUAUGUGCUAUUAGCAGAUAUAUAUGCAGAAGCUAAGAUGUGGGAUGAGGUAGACAGAGUAAAAAAGUUGUUGGAAGCCAAGAGGCUACAGAAAGUGUCUGGUUGCAGCUGGAUUGAGGUCAAGAAGAAGAUAUACUCAUUUGUAUCUGUUGACGAAAUGAAUCCGCAAAUAGAACAGCUUCUUGCUUUGCUUGGUCAGUUAGUGACAGAGAUGAAGAACACAGGUUAUGUUCCUAAUACCAGAAUCGUUCUCUAUGAUUUGGAACAACAUGAAAAAGAGAGGGUCUUAUUGGGACACAGUGAGAAAUUGGCUGUUGCAUUUGGGCUCAUAAAUAGCAGCAACGGUGAGGUUCUAAGAAUCACAAAAAAUCUUAGAUUGUGUGAGGACUGCCACAGCUUCACCAAGUUCAUUUCAAAAUUCACAAGGAGAGAAAUUAUAGUUCGAGAUGUGAAUAGGUUCCAUCAUUUCAAAGAUGGGGUGUGCUCAUGUUCAGAUUAUUGGUGAUUUAACCCGCAAGAUUCUGCUUGCAAAUUAUUACGAUAUCUGACAAUUAAGUUUUACAUGAAAUCAAUCUUGCAACUAUC
This is a messenger RNA of Zingiber officinale, 2378 nucleotides long. Its product is annotated as pentatricopeptide repeat-containing protein At3g46790, chloroplastic-like. Bases 349 to 2298 code for a protein of 649 amino acids. The transcript has a single exon. Gene Ontology annotation, biological process: RNA modification. Gene Ontology annotation, molecular function: zinc ion binding; protein binding; RNA binding. The record is from RefSeq and is a predicted model, not a curated record. NCBI's taxonomy places the organism in Eukaryota, Viridiplantae, Streptophyta, Magnoliopsida, Zingiberales, Zingiberaceae.